GUUAGUUCAUCACAUUACCUUGCAAACAGCAUAGCACAGUAUUCAAGAUGAAUACUUUCCUACUGGUCCUGUUUUUAGGAACUUCAGUUGCCUUGGCAAAAUCGCCUUUCGAGCAUUCAACUCUCGAUAAACUCUCAGAUGAAGAAAGAGAACGUUUGUUGCGAGAGUUAGCUGAUGAAGAAAACGAUCCGCAAUAUAAACCAACAGUUGGCUUUCCUUUCGAGUCGAUAUGUAAACUUUCAAGGGAGAUUUGCCUGAAAGUCUCUAAAGAUGAUGCUUGCAAAAGAGUGGCUUGUCUUGAGAAAUAUCUAACGUGCAAGUCAAAGCUACCGCUAACCCCAGGCGAGAAAAAGUGCCUCGAUAACGGUAAACCUUGCUUGGGCAAACCUGGUCUUGACUGCAAAAGGAAAUUGAUAUGCAUAGCCGCGGUUCAAAUAUGCUUGGGGGUAGCUCAUCUAGUGCCCAGUCUCCCUGUUUCUUGAAGAACCAGCUUCCGUCCCAUUUGUCCUUGACCGGUGAUCGACCCUCUUGGAAUGUUCAACUUGAAACUCGUCAUCUUCACGCCAAUUAUCCCGAAAUAAAUGGAAGUAUUUGAUUUUGAUAUAGAUGUCAUGGAUAGUCAAACAAUUUGGAAGAAUUAUGUCGAUUAAAACAUUUGUCUGAA
Stylophora pistillata is the source of this 664-nucleotide messenger RNA. RefSeq lists its product as uncharacterized. NCBI's taxonomy places the organism in Eukaryota, Metazoa, Cnidaria, Anthozoa, Scleractinia, Pocilloporidae. The record is from RefSeq and is a predicted model, not a curated record.